Molecule: messenger RNA, 1136 nt
Organism: Oppiella nova
Lineage: Eukaryota; Metazoa; Arthropoda; Arachnida; Sarcoptiformes; Oppiidae
Source: the annotation of a GenBank genome assembly
CUCAGUUUUCCGACGGAGUUAUGCCUUCGCAAGCAUUUGGGAAAUAUCCACAAAAACCCAGUGUUUGCGUGCGAUUCGUGCGAAUGGAGGGGUUGUGACCAGAGGUCCCGCAACACUCACAUUCUAAAGCAGCAUAAGAAUCUGGAGAAUAACCAGAAUUUAGGGUCCACCCCAACCACCACCACCACCACCACCACCACUACUACUACUAGCACUGCCAUCGUUAAGACUAAACAAUCGCCUCAAAAGGUCAAGAAAUGUGGGGUCAAAGGACUAGAAGUGCAUUCAAUGAAGAAACACCGGAAGAAACAACGGCGCCUGCCUGUUGACAAACCCGUACCAAAACCUACGAAAUGCAAUGUAAUGGCGCCGAUAGAGCAAUAUAAGGAGUCGCCCACAGACUACCGGUGCCACGACUGUGGCAUUAGUUGUUCCACUGAGUUAUGUCUGCGUAAACAUUUGGGUGACAUUCAUAAGAUAGCAGCCUUUCAGUGCGAACAGUGCGAGUGGACGGGCUAUUCAAAGAGCCAACGCAAGGGACACAUGAGAAAGUUCCACAACUAUCCGAUGCUUAAACUCCCUGAACAGACUACCGGUGCCACUGAUCCGGACACAAAUAUGUCGUUUAUGGACACGAAUGCGACGGACACACCGUUUUAUGGCGACAAUUCCAGUAUGGGAAUGGCGUUAGCGGAAUGGUAUCAGAAUUUAGCACAAACUCCGUUCAACACAAACACAGUUAAUAUAAAACAAGAGCCAAACAAUGAGGAGUUCAUUGGGUUUGACAUGAAUUUCGAUGGCAUCGACACUCAAAACAGUUCCCAAUUGGAAAACCAGCCGACGUUUAACUUUAUGACCGCUUAUAAUGAGUUAUUAAGUGCGAAUACUAUGGGCACCGGUAGUGCAAUGCCGUUAUUUCCCAUAUUUAGUGGACAGGCAGCACGUCCCACACCCAAGAGUUAUUCCCUGGGCUUUGACUGCACUCUCUGUUAUAAGAGCUUCCAUACGAAAGCCAGACUACGGCUACACAUUAGUAAAGACCAUAACCUUCCGGGUUAUGAAUGCGAACACUGCGAGUGGAAAGGGAUUAGUAUAAUGGCGCUAAAUAAGCAUAAAUUAAUUCAUACUUAGGGCUC